Messenger RNA from Cricetulus griseus (Chinese hamster), 3813 nucleotides. Lineage: Eukaryota; Metazoa; Chordata; Mammalia; Rodentia; Cricetidae. The record is from RefSeq and is a predicted model, not a curated record.
CACCACAAGGACAUUUGCUCAACUAUGUUCAAAGCAGCAUCAUUCAAUGCAGUGACCUAUGAUGAUGUGCAUAUCGAUUUUACUUGGGACGAGUGGGCUUUGCUGGAUCCUUCCCAGAAGAGUCUCUACAAAAAUGUGAUGCUGGAGACCUACAGGAACCUCACUGCUAUAGGUUACAAAUGGGAAGAACAUAAUAUUAAAGAACUUUCUCAAAGACCUAGAAGAAAUGGAAGGCAUGAAAGAUGUCAUACUGGAGAGAAACCCUAUGAAUGUAGUCAAUGUGGUAAAGCCUUUGCACAGCAGAGUAAUCUCCAAAUACAUAGAAGGACUCAUACUCGAGAGAAACCCUAUGAAUGUAAUUAUUGUGGGAAAGCCUUUGUACGUUAUACUCAUCUCCAAAGUCAUAGAAGAAUUCAUACUGGAGAGAAACCCUAUGUAUGUAAACAAUGUGGUAAAGCCUUUUCACAACAGAGUCAUCUCCAAGUUCAUAUAACAACUCAUACUGGAGUGAAACCCUAUGAAUGCAAUCAAUGUGGGAAAGCCUUUGCAUGUUACAGUUAUCUUCAAAGUCAUAAAAGAAUUCAUACUGGAGAGAAACUCUAUGAAUGUAAUCAGUGUGAGAAAGCUUUUGCGCGUCACAGUAAUCUUCAAAGGCAUAAAAUAAUUCAUACAGGAGUAAAACCUUAUGAAUGUAAUCAGUGUGGGAAAGGCUUUUCUCGACAGAGUUAUCUCCAAAUACAUAAAAGAACCCAUACUGGAGAGAAACCCUAUGAGUGUAAUCAAUGUGGCAAAGCCUUUUCACGACAGAGUUAUCUCCAAAUACAUAAAAGAACCCAUACUGGAGAGAAACCCUAUGGAUGUAAGCAAUGUGGAAAAUUCUUUGCAGAUUACACUUAUAUUAAAGUACAUGAAAAAAUUCACACUGGAGUGAAACUGUAUGAAUGUAAUCAGUGUGGGAAAGCCUUUUCACAACCGAGUUAUCUCCAAGUUCAUAAAAGAGUUCACACUGGAGAGAAACCCUAUGAAUGUAAUUAUUGUGGAAAAACUUUUGCAUGUCACAGAAAUCUUCAAAGGCAUAAAAGAAUUCAUACUGGACAGAACCCCUAUGAAUGUAAUCAAUGUGGGAAAACCUGUUCUCAAGAGAGUCAUCUCCAAGUUCAUAAAAGAACUCAUCAGGGAGAGAAACCCUGUGAGUGUAAGCAAUGUGGUAAAGCCUUUGCAGGCCCCAGUUAUCUUCAAAGGCAUGAAAGAAUUCAUAUUGGAGAGUAACCCUAUGAAUGUAACCAAUGUUAUAAAGUCUUUGCAUUUCACCAUAGUCUUUGAAACCAUGAAAGAGUUCAUCUAAGAGUAAAACCUGUAGUGUAUAAUCAAUCUGUUAAUGCCUUCGUAUAUUAUAGUAGUCUCUGAGGACACAACAGAAUUUACACUGAAGGGGAAUCUAUGAGUAUAAAAGGAUUUAGCCAACAAACUUACAUUUAGCUACACAACAUUGUUUAUUGUAGAGAUAAAAUAUGACAAGUGUCAACAAUCUAUUCAAGCAUUAUGGUGUCUCUUUAUUUUGUUUUCACCUACAAACUCAUAUGGACAAAAGCCCUGUGGAUUUAAUUAGUAAGGCAAAUAUUUUAGGUGUCAUGUUUAUCUGCAAUUGUAUGAAAUAACUUAUCCAGGAGUAAAAUUUAUGGAUGUGUAUUAGACUUUUGCUGUGAUAAAACACAGUAUCUAAGGCAACUUAAAAAAGAGCUUAAUUUGGCUUAUGGUUCCAAAGCAAAACAAGAUCAUCAUGAGAGAGGAAUGGCAACAAAUGUCAGGCAUGACAACUAAAGCAGGAAGUUCAGAGCUCACAUCCUCAACAUGAAGCAUGGAGCAGAGAGUGGAAACUGGAAGUGGUGUGAGGAUUUUAAAUCUCAAAAUCCACCACCAGUGACAUAGUUCCUAUAAAGGGAGGCGUUUUCUAAACUUUUCCAGAUGAUACCAACAACUGAGAAGUAUUGAUUCUCUGCCUUUGAAGCCUACAAGAUUGUUUUCUGUUAUAAGAACCAAUUUAUGAUGAAGAAAAAACUUUGUAGGUAAACCUUUACAUGCCUCAACGUCUGGGUUACAGGCAAGAAUGCACUUACACAAGAAAUAGUCAUGAGUGAAAAUGAUUGUUUUAACUUUUAUUUCAUUAUGUCAUUGUGUCUUUGGAUAUAUGCAUGUGCUUAGUGGUUCCCAAGAGGGUAGACACUGUAGUCUUCCUGGAUUUCUACCUGGAAUUACAGGAAGUUGUCAAAAACCUCACCUGGAUUCUGGGCAUGAAUUUGUCUUAAGUGCUUGGUCCUGUCUCUAGCACUAUAAAUAUUAAAGAUUUUAUAUAUCAUCUUGACAUUAGGAAAUAGGGAAGAAUUCCUACAAACCAGAAGCCCUAGGUAUGUAAACAAUAUGAUGAAGACUUUAAACAUCAGAGCUAUCUUCAGAUUUAAGUGAGAAAAUCUUGUGUCAUAGUCUUGAAGUAAAUUGUUUACUGUGUUCACUAAAAUCUGAUGGUGGAGCUCACAGUAUUGUGAUUUAUAUUUUGAAGCUUUUGGAGUAGGUAUUGAAAUGUUGUGUAUAUGUGGCAAAUUCACUUAUUGAAGUUUAUUUGGUGGUUCAUAUAUUCCUUCUUUGACUUCUGUUAAUCUUCUGUUGUGCUUUGACUUGGUGAUAUAUUUCUGCUGAAAUGUAUAGAAUGAGAUGUUCAUCAUUUAGUGAUCCAUUGUUUAAUUAAAUAUCUGGCAGUGUAUGAUCAUAAUUUUCAAGUAAGGGUGUCUGUGAAAGGGUGGUGGGUUGUUCCUAGUUUUGAUUUUCAUGCUUUUGCAAAUUCCCUUUAGAUGUUGUUUGUUAUCUAUCCUGGCUUGGAUACGAGUAAUUAAUCAGAGCUACAUUUGAACUUAUGGUUCUCAUGUGUCAGCCUCCAGAGUGCAAGUCUAAGUAUAGAAGAUAGAAAGCCCUAAUGUGUCCUGUUUUGGCAGUGCAUUUUAGCAAUGUAAUGUUAAAAUGCUUAAUAGAAGAGAAUAUAAGAAACAUUAAAUACUCUUAAUAGAAGAGAAUAUAAGAAAGCAUCAUUUUCAUCUAUCUGGUAGAGAUAUAAUAAAGUAGAAUUAUCAGCCAUCAACUGUAUCUCUCAUAACAUAGCUUGAUGUGCUAUGGAUUGUAUAGAUUUUUAUGACAUUCCUGUCUGUUUAUGAUCCAUUUUUACCCCUUUGGCACUCCGUAUUGAAGUAUUGUCUUUAAAGGAGUUGUCUAGAGAUGCCAGAUAAUGUAAGGGCAAUAAAGUUUAUUUUAUUUUAUCUUUAUUUUUUUGGUUUUUCAAGACAGGGUUUCUCUGUGGCUUGGGGGCUAUCCUGGAACUAGCUCUUGCAGAACAGGAUGGUCUUGAACUCACAGAGAUCCACCUGCCUCUGUCUCCCCAGUGCUGGGACUAAAGGUGUGCACCACUACCACCCAGAGAAAUUUAUUUUCUAAAACACAUUUCUGUUGUGUCUGUGGGUGUCAUGUGAUUACGGAUUUGAUUGGGUGACAAAUACAUUGAGACCACAAGAAAACUUUGUGUGGUUUCUUUUGGCCCUCUUCAUAUGGUGAUGAAGGUCAGGUUACCAGCUUUGCACAUCAGAGACACCUUUUUCCUAAUGAGGCAUCUCACUAUUGCUCAGAUAAGAUUAGUAGGCACAUUGCAUCAGUAAAAUAUUGUUUUCUAUUCAAAUUGUAAAAUGACAUAUUGUCAUUUAGGAAUUGAGGAACAAAGAACAUAAUUUGAAUAAUGAAUCCUAUUUGCAAAUAAAUAUAUUUAUACUGCCA